UUCGAGGAUAUUUUUUUUUGUCUCUCGUCAAAUUCACAUAAAUUUUGCGCAUCGAUGUCAUUUAUUUUUGUGGUUUUAUAUUUAAUGCUUGCUUCGAUUCUGGAUAAAGAAUCGACUUCUGUGCAAUGAAAACAACGAAUGAACUUCAAAUCAAUUAUCACCAAAAAGGCGCGAGAAAAUUGUGACUCAGUGAUAACCACAUGAACUUAAUGAAAUUUCAUUAUUUUUGCAAUUGAACUUUAAUUGGAUAAAGAAGACUUUUUACAGAGAAAAAAAAGACUCCAAACCGUAAAUUAAGUGUUAAGCAAAUUGAAAGUAAUUUAAAAUCAACGUGUUGCAUUGAAAACAUUGCAUUUUAUCAGUAAUCAAAUGCUGAAUAGUAAAAACACUUAAUGUUAGUUAAGAACGUUUAGUGACGAGGAAAAAAAGAGGAAAAUAUGCAAAUUAAUUGGAAUUAAAACAAUAACACUAAAGAUAAAUAGUCCGUUUUUUGCCAAAGAAAUUAGCCAAUUGUGAACGAGUCAUACGUAAAGAAAGUGAAUGAAUGAGUCAUACUUCGCAAUAUUUUCAGAAAAUCGAAAUUCCAAUCUUGUGACACCGGUCUUUCACUUCGUGUGCAAAAAAAAAAAAAACAAAACAUUAUGAUCAAGCGUUAAUUUUGCGAUUUUUUUUUUGUUUGUGUGACAUAUAAUCAGUUAAAAUUAAAACCUGAAGGAACUGAAGUUAUUCUAUACAACAAAAGAUCUAUGUACAAUUUUGAUUAAAAAUUUGUACGAAAAGUUUUGAUCAAUAGUAAAGUAAUAAAAGAGAAGAGAAUAUUCAUUGAAGUUUCAAGAUUGAAGCAGCGCAACGGAAUUAUUAUUGAUGAUAUUGAAUUUUGGAGGGAAAUUGACUUAUUCUGGAACUGUGUCAUCGGCUUCAAAAUAAAUUCAAAUUCUUGUUAAUGUGCAUAUGAACAGAGUGAUAAGAUAUCGCAACUAUUGUCUACGGAUCUGAAAUUUGUUCAAUCAUCGAUGUUAAAUCCUCAUCUACUCGAUAACAACAUGAAUCAAACGUGUAAGGUUUGCGGCGAACCGGCAGCAGGAUUUCACUUUGGAGCAUUCACUUGUGAAGGAUGCAAGUCGUUUUUUGGGCGAUCGUAUAACAAUUUAUCAUCAAUAUCGGAAUGUAAAAAUAAUGGUGAAUGCACAAUAAACAAGAAAAAUCGUACAGCAUGCAAAGCUUGUCGAUUGCGAAAAUGUUUAAUGGUUGGAAUGUCAAAGAGUGGUUCACGCUAUGGACGUCGAUCGAAUUGGUUUAAAAUUCAUUGUUUAUUGCAAGAACAACAGCAACAACAGCAAGCUGCCGCUGCUGCUGCGGCCGCUGGUAAUCGAAAAACACCACCAUCAUCCUCAUCGUCAAUCAAUAUGCUUGGACACACAAAUUAUCCACAAAGUCUUUACUCAAGACCAACAACAAAAGAGGAACUAAUGCUACUUGGCUUUGAAGAUUAUAAUAAUCACAAUAGCAAACGGCCGUCUGCUUCACCAUCCGUUAGUUCACCCGAUAGUCAUAAUUCCGAUAGUUCCGUUGAAGUGGGCGAUCGUCGUCAAUCAUUACUGCGACAAUCACAAGCACAUCAACAGAAUCGUGGCCAGUUACCGCCUCCGCCCUUUAACAAAGAACUAUUCUUACCACUAUCGUUUUCUGGUUUGAUGCCACCACCAGGAUUUUUGCCACCAUCACAUUUAAUGUUUCCUGGUUAUCAUCCAGCAUUGUAUGCACAACAUCAAGGCCUACUGAAGCCAGCUGUCGAUUCCGUUGCUCUUCUUAAUUCAGCACAAACUAUGGCCAACAAUAAUAGCCGCUUUGUUCCAAACAAUAAUUGCGGUAGCAAAUCUGCUGAAGAAUUGACGAAACGGUACUUGGAUGCAGUUCUAAAAUCGCAAUGCUCUCCAAACGAUAAUAAUUCGACAAAAAGUGAAGACGAAGACAUGGAAAAUGAAGAUAUUGUUGUAUCAAUGACCCCACCAACUUCACCACCACAAUCGGCAUCGUUGCGCAGCACGAGCAGCGUGAGUCGUCAUUCAAAUUCAACGGUGGCUACAACAUCCACAUUGCGUGAUAAAAAUAUAACAUUGUCGACGCCAGCAUCGGCGCCAUCGAAUAAUCGAACAUGCUCACAAGAUGCUCCAAUGGAUUUAAGCAUGAAAUCGAGUAGCAGCAGUUCGGCCAGUGCAAAAGCAACAUCACCGACCCAUGAUCAUCGUGAUUUAAUGUCAGAUGAAGACGGUGCCGUCUCAUCGGAGGAAGAGCUUAGCGUUGACAAAAAAUCAUCAUCAACCGAUAGCCGGCCAGAGAGUAGAAACGAUGAAAAAAAUGCACUGGAAACAUCGAACGGACUACGUGUCAAAGGUACAACACCACUUGAUCUAACAACAAAAAUUUAAAAACAAAAAUAAAUAAAAAGAUCACACAAGUCUUGUCGAUGCAUACAAACAAAACAAAAAUCAAUGUGGUUAAAAUGUAAAUAAUUAUUGAGUAAAAAAAGUUCUCAUUUGCGCAUUUAACAACCAAACAAAUGGCUGAUGAUCGAAUUUAAUCUCAAAGUCAAAUGAAUUUUUAUUCUUUAACAUACGGUACGGUUGAAUUGUUAAUUGUUUACAAUGCAAUUAUAAUUAGGUGCGUAUAUGAGGUCAACAGUUGAUACAUCAAUGAUCAAAGAUAUAAAAAAAAAAACAACAACAAACACACCAACCAAAUGCACCGUAUCAACCGGCUUAAUGUUCAUUAACAAUUGUUCGAUAAAUUAUAAAUGCUUUUGCUUUUGUUGUUGAUGAUGUGAUGGUUUUAAAUGAUGAAUUUUUUCUUAGAAAAAAAACAGAAGAAGACAUUUUUCAAUGUUGAAUUUGACGCGAUGAAAAAUGCCUUGGCUGGCUUUUUAAGAGAGAUACUGUAGAAAAGACGUAAAAACAAACUAACUUAUAGGCACAAUCAAUCGUGUAUGUGCAUCGACUUAAUUCACAAAACGAAUAAACCGUUUCGACACAUUUUAAUUAAUAAUAAUAAUUAACAAAUCUCUUUUUUAUGUAGCUUACAAUUCACAUUUCAUUUUUUUUAUCUUAUUUUUGAUAGCUUCUAAUUUUUAAGUAUUGUUUUAUGCGCUGUUUUCGUGGGCAUUACUAUUUAAAUAGCAAAACACAUCAAUGAAAUAUAAAAAAAAGAUACAUAUAUAUAUGCAUAGGAUACGGAACACUUGCUAUAAACUUAGGGCGUAUAAUAACAUAAAAAUGAGUUUAAAUGUGUGAAAUUGUAGACGAGAAAACAGUUUUACGGUUUUCGAUCCAACCUUUUUUUGCUAUAACAUACAUUUCUACGUCUACAAUGAUCACAAGCAUUCGAUUUUUUUUUCAAGUUCAAUAAAAUUCACUUUGGUUUAUGUUUUCGUGUUGUUUUGUUUUAUUUCACCUCUCCAAAAAAAACUGUGUCUGUUUCGUCUAUGAAAAGGAAAACAUAAAUGGAAUUUAUUGCAACAUACCGAUAGAUAUUGAUUUUUGAAAAUUUGUUUUGAUUAAAUUUCCGUCUCCCUUUCUCUCUCUAUCUCUCUCUCUCUCUAUGUUUCGCUGUAUAUUCAUUUGAAUUUGUUAAAUUUAUUACACUCUUUUAACAAUUUGGUGUUGAAGUAAGAGAAUGAAUGUAAUUCUAUAGUGUGUUUUUUUAUCUAUUAAAGUAAUAUUAAGUAAGAUAUUAUAAGAGUGGCAACGGCUCGUUGCUGACACGAAUUUCACAUGAGAAAAAAAGGCAUUAAAAUGGGAAUAUUUUGUUAAAAGAAUAUUCAAUGCGAUUAAAUAGUAUAAAUUGGUGCUUUUAUUUAUUUAAUUAAAUAUGAUUUCGUUAGAUGAAACAUUUUGUAUGUAUAUCGUUUUGUACUACUAAUUCAAAUUAAAAAAAUAUAAAAUAAAAAUAAAUAAAUAAAUAAAUGCAGUAGAGAUACAAUACAACACAAAAAAUUGGGUCGAUGGAAUUUAUUAGCCAGAAUUAUUAUAUUUAUAACUUAUAUAUGGUUUAGAUAAAAUCUGCAUUUUGUUCUGUGCGCGAGAUUGAGUCCAAUAUUAAAUGAUGCCGACGAGAGUCAUACGAAUCUCUCCGAAUGCGAUUAAUUUUAAGAUCUCUUUUAAAGUAUACGUUACUGUUCAUUGAGCAAAUGGAAGUAGAUCGAACGCAGAUAUUUGGAUAAUCGCUUAACGGCAAUCCUUUCAUUCUGUGUUUGUGCAAAUUGUAAUAGAUUUAGGACAAAGCAA
Molecule: messenger RNA, 4280 nt
Organism: Contarinia nasturtii (swede midge)
Lineage: Eukaryota; Metazoa; Arthropoda; Insecta; Diptera; Cecidomyiidae
Product: knirps-related protein-like
Exons: 5
Coding region: 1014-2429 (471 amino acids)
Biological process (GO): regulation of DNA-templated transcription
Molecular function (GO): zinc ion binding; DNA-binding transcription factor activity; sequence-specific DNA binding
Source: RefSeq, a predicted model, not a curated record